CGCACCCUCGAGAAGCGUUGAGACCGGACUGCCGUGGGGAAGCUCCACAAGCUAGAGGGUCCCCCAGAUCCAACUCCACAUCGACGUCAACUGCGCCCGCCAACCUCCCCUCCCUUCUUCAAUCUCCCCAAAGCCAUAGCAGCAUUCACGCAACACCUACCAAACCAACAAACCCACCAGCGCAAUCCUACUCGAUCGCGUCUCUACCGCUGGACCACACACCGCACAAUGGCGUAUCCUCCAUCAACAACCUCGUCGACCCUCGCGUCCACCAUUCGUGCUCUGCAGGCGACAAGCAUCCUCCUCGGCUCCACUGCCGCGGGCGUCGGUGCCAGCCUCUCCUUCUUUGUCAUGCCACGCCUCCUGGAGCUGCCCACCCACCAGCUCAUCCAGCAGUUCAACCGAACCAUCGCUAUCUCGCACAAGGUCACGCCGCCGAUGCUGCUCCUCCCGGGCAUCCUCCACGCCGUCAUCGCGGUCCUCAUCCGGCACAGCAACAACACCCACACCCCGCUCUCCGCUACAACCGGGCGUUCGUGGAAGCUGCACGCCCUCGCGGCGCUCGUCACACUGACCAUGACUCCCUGGACUUUUGUCUUCAUGAAGCCGUUGAACCGAAUGAUGGCCGCAAGGGAAAAGUACGUCAAGGAGACUGCCGCCACCGCGGCCACUGCCAAGGGAUCCGACAAGGAGGGCAAGAGGGCGCUGGAGGCUGCAGAGCUGGGGGCCACGCGUCGCGGCGAGAUGUCCUCGCAUGCUGUGGUCGACCAGUGGGCUCUGUCAAACCUGUACAGGCCAGCUGCGGGGCUGGUCACUGCGGCGAUUGGGCUCUACGCUGCGAUGUGGUAAAGUGGCCGCGCUGGUGGGGGAUAAAAACUCGGAAUUGAGACUGUGAUGGCCUUCAGCAGCCAUUCUGAAUGACAGAGUGAUAUGAAACAAAAGCUCUGCAGAUGCGUCAUUGGCCAUGGAACAUGGCAUUCAUCUGG
This is a messenger RNA of Microdochium trichocladiopsis, 986 nucleotides long. RefSeq lists its product as uncharacterized. The record is from RefSeq and is a predicted model, not a curated record. The transcript has a single exon. NCBI's taxonomy places the organism in Eukaryota, Fungi, Ascomycota, Sordariomycetes, Xylariales, Microdochiaceae. The coding region runs from base 229 to 849 and encodes 206 amino acids.